AUGCCCGGAGCCCCGAGCACCACAUCCUCUUUCACCUCCACAUCACACACCCUAAGCGCUCUCCCCUCCAUGCCACAGUCCCUGUCGGCAUCGGCCGCAGACGGCAGCGGCAGCGGAAGCGACGGCGCUGCCGCCGCCGCCAUCACCGCCUUCUUGGAUUCGACGGCUCCUGAGAACCGGCACAUAUUCCUGCGUCCGACACCCCAGCUUCCGGCGGGGUCGCUGGCCCUUUUGAAGGCCGCGCUCGACCCGCUCGCAGCUCAGAUCGCGGAUCACCAGGCUGCUGGGAUCGCCCGUCUGCGCGAGAGUGGUGCUCUCUCGUCGAAGAAGCGAAAGAGGGAUGGGAGCGAGAAGGAGAACAAGCCUGCUGCUUUGAAGAUUAGGAAGGUGCAUGUGGAUGGGUUUGAGACCCAGCAGGUUUGGCAGCAGGCGAGGAAGAUUAUCACUAGUGCACUCGGGGAGGCGCAGGCAGUUUUGGAGGAGUUGAAGGUUAAUGGGGAGGUUGAGGAGGAAGAAGGGGAGGAUAAGGUUAUUGAGUUUGGGGAGGAUGGGUUUGAGGUUGGGUCUUCGGAUGAGGAGGAGAGCGAGGAGGAGGGCAAUGAAGAGGCUGAUACCGAGGAUUCGGAUGGCGAGGGGGCCAGCCUUGGCGAUGAGAACGCGAUGUUUGAUCUCGAGGCUGAGGAGGACUCAGGGAGUGAGGAAGAUAAGAGCGACGUGGGCGAGGAGGUUGAUGGUGAGGUUGAUGGCGAAAAGCACAGCGACCUCGAUGGCGAAGAGGAGGGUGAGGAGGGCGAGGAAGACGAGGAAGACGAGGAAGACGAUGACGAGAGCGCCGAAGACCUCGUCGAAGACCCCCAUGGUCUCAACGACGGCUUCUUCAGCAUAGACGAAUUCAACAAGCAGACCCAAAUGUGGGAAGACCAAGAUAUGCGCGCCGAGCCUACCGCUGAGCUGGACGAUGACUCCGAGGAUAUCGACUGGCACGCCGACCCCUUCGCCGUCAAGCCCAGCAAGAGGGGCAAAAAGGACGAUGGCGACAUGGACCUCGAUGACGAAGAGGACGAAUCUGACGAUGAAGCACCGCCGGUCGGCAAGAAGGCUCUGGAGAAGAUGCUGGACAAGGACGAGGAUGACGAGGGCGGCAACCUCGAGGAUGACCUCGCUGACGGUAUGGGUAUGGAUCUCACGGCCAACGACAUCUACUACAAGGACUUCUUUGCGCCGCCCCGGAAAAAGAAGAAGCCUGGCAGUAGCAAGAAGAAGCGCGAGCUUGAGCUGGAGACCAAGAGGCCAGACGACGCCGACGUUGAGCGCGCCGAGCAAGACGUCCGUCGCGACUUGUUCGAUGAUCUCUCUGAACAUGAAGACUCGGAGGACGCUCUUUCAGAUGCUUCGGCGGGCGAUCCUAAGUCUCGGAAGUCAGCCCAUGAGCGUCGGCAGGCCAAGAUCGCCGAGCAGAUCCGCAAGCUGGAGGCCGAGCUGGUCGCCAAGCGUGCUUGGACAUUGGCUGGUGAGGCUACGGCUGCUGACCGUCCUGUCAACUCGCUGCUGGGGGAGGAUAUGGAAUUCGACCAUGUCGGAAAGCCAGUGCCUGUGGUGACUGAGGAGGUGUCCGAGUCGAUCGAGGAGCUCAUCAAGCGCCGCAUUCUUGCCGGCGAGUUCGACGAGGUGCUCCGGCGGCGUCCCGACAUGUUCGGCAACCCGCACGGCGUACGCCGCGGCCUGGUCGAUGUGGAGGACACCAAAGCCAAGCAGAGCCUGGCCGAGAUCUACGAGGAGGAGGCCGUCAAGAAGGCUAACCCCGAUGCCUACGUCAGCGCCGCGGACGAGAAGCUCCGCCGCGACGAGGAAGAGAUCAAGCGCAUGUGGAAGGAGAUCUCAGCCAAGCUCGACGCCCUCAGCAGCUGGCACUACAAGCCGAAGCCGCCGGCGCCGACGCUCACUGUCGUGUCCGACGUGGCCACCGUUGCCAUGGAAGAUGCUCAGCCGGCUACGGCCCAAGGCGUUGCUGGCGGCGAGACCAGCAUGAUCGCUCCUCAGGAGGUCUACGCGCCGAGCAAGGACACUGCCGAGAAGGGCGAGGUGGUCACGAAGGCCGGUAUUCCCAUCGCCAAGCAGGAGAUGUCACGCGAGGAGAAGCUGCGCCGGCGGCGCCGCGAGAAGGAACGCAUCCGCAAGGCUGGCGGGCUCGAUGGCGGCAAGCCGGUCAGCGAAAAGGAGAAGGAGAAGAAGGAGACGGUGGCGCAGCUCAAGAAGAGCGGCGUCAAGGUUAUCAAUCGCAAGGGCGAGGUUGUUGGGCUCGAUGGGAAGAAGGUUGGCGAGAAGAAGGUGCAGAGCAGCGGGGCGUACAAGCUGUGA
Molecule: messenger RNA, 2358 nt
Organism: Thermochaetoides thermophila DSM 1495
Lineage: Eukaryota; Fungi; Ascomycota; Sordariomycetes; Sordariales; Chaetomiaceae
Product: putative U3 small nucleolar ribonucleoprotein
Exons: 1
Coding region: 1-2358 (785 amino acids)
Biological process (GO): rRNA processing
Cellular component (GO): small-subunit processome; Mpp10 complex; sno(s)RNA-containing ribonucleoprotein complex
Source: RefSeq, a predicted model, not a curated record